GGUGCAUUUUCCCAGUUCCCUUUUAAAUGACUGCGGAAAAAUAGACUCGGAGCCGCAAAUGGGAAGACGGAUUCUCAGACAAGGCUUGCGAAUGCCCCGCAGCCAUCAUUUAACUGCACCCGCAGAGCAGUUACGGUUUGUCACCCGACCCUCCCGGAUCGCCUCGUUUGUCCCUAGUGAGACCCCGAGGCUCUGCCCGCGCCGGGGUUGCCGGUAGCUGGAUGCCUGUCGUGCUCUGGGCAGCCCGGGCGCAGUGCACGCGUUCGCGCACACCCGCGCACACACGAAAACGCGCAAGAGCUGAACCGAGCCCGGUUUCCAUUUCAAAAAAGGAGACAGCCUCUACUGCGAUUGUAGAAGAGACCGCCGUGUGAAUUAGGGAAGAGAGGCGUCGAGCGGUGGAACGGUCCAUCUCGGAGACUAAUUUUCUGGAGUUUCUGCCCCUGCUCUGCGUCAGCCCUCACGUCACUUCGCCAGCAGUAGCAGAGGCGGCGGCGGCGGCGGCGGCGGCUCCCGGAAUUGGGUUGGAGCAGGAGCCUCGUUCGCUCCUUCGCUCGCGCUCUCCGCGCUCAGUGCCCAGCGGCAGGAGGAGCCUGCACCCAGGCGCCGCCGGCGGGCGGUAGGCGCCGGAGCCCGGCCCCGAGGUGCGUCCCGGAUUCCAGUGCGCGUCUAGCAAGAAGCCUGCGUCCCGGGGAGUGCCGGCAGCGCCGCCGGCCGGUGCUCGGCGCGCCGGGCCAUGCAGCGGCGGCCGCCGCGGAGCUCCGAGCGGCGGUAGCGCCCCCUGUGAGGCGGCCAGAGAUGCCCCGGCCACUGUGAACGGUGCCGCCCGCCAGGACACGCUCAGCCCCGGCCACUGUAGGCUCUGCGCGCCCGCUACAAACACCGGGGCGAGGGAGCGGCGAGCGCGGCACAGGCCGCCCAGCAGGGGCAGGGGAAGCCGGCCGGUGCAGCGCGGGGACACGUACUCAGUCUGACUCGGGCUGGCACUGGAGGCUGGGGAUGUCGUCCUGGACGAGGUGGCAUGGACCCGCCAUGGCGCGGCUCUGGGGCUUCUGCUGGCUGGUUGUGGGCUUCUGGAGGGCCGCUCUCGCCUGUCCCACGUCCUGCAAGUGCACCGCCUCUCGGAUCUGGUGCAGCGACCCUUCUCCGGGCAUCGUGGCGUUUCCGAGGUUGGAGCCUAAUAGUGCAGACCCUGAGAACAUCACCGACAUUUACAUUGCCAAUCAGAAAAGGUUGGAAAUCAUCAACGAAGAUGAUGUUGAAGCUUACGCAGGACUGAAAAAUCUGACAAUUGUGGAUUCUGGAUUAAAAUUUGUGGCUCAUAAAGCGUUUCUGAAAAACAGCAACUUACAGCACAUCAAUUUUACCCGAAAUAAACUGACCAGCUUGUCUAGGAAACAUUUUCGUCACCUUGAUUUGUCUGAACUGAUCCUGGUGGGCAAUCCAUUUACAUGCUCCUGUGACAUUAUGUGGAUCAAGACUCUUCAGGAGACUAAAUCCAGCCCAGAAACUCAGGAUUUGUACUGCCUAAAUGAAAGCAGCAAGAAUAUUCCCCUGGCAAACCUGCAGAUACCCAAUUGUGGUUUGCCAUCAGCAAAUUUGGCCGCACCUAACCUCACUGUGGAGGAGGGAAGGUCUAUCACAUUAUCUUGCAGUGUUUCAGGCGAUCCAGUUCCGAACUUGUACUGGGAUGUCGGUAAUCUGGUUUCCAAGCAUAUGAAUGAAACGAGCCACACACAGGGCUCCUUAAGGAUAACUAACAUUUCAUCUGAUGACAGUGGAAAGCAGAUCUCCUGUGUGGCAGAAAAUCUUGUAGGAGAAGACCAAGAUUCUGUCAACCUCACUGUACAUUUUGCUCCAACUAUCACAUUUCUCGAAUCUCCAACCUCAGACCACCACUGGUGCAUUCCAUUCACUGUGAAAGGCAACCCCAAACCAGCUCUUCAGUGGUUCUAUAACGGGGCGAUACUGAAUGAGUCCAAGUACAUCUGUACUAAAAUCCAUGUUACCAAUCACACGGAGUACCAUGGCUGCCUCCAGCUGGAUAAUCCUACUCACAUGAACAAUGGGGACUACAAGUUAGUAGCCAAGAACGAGUAUGGGAAGGAUGAGAAACAGAUUUCUGCUCACUUCAUGGGCUGGCCUGGAAUCGUAGAUGGUGCCAACCCAAAUUAUCCUGAUGUAAUUUAUGAAGAUUAUGGGACUGCAGCAAAUGACAUUGGGGACACCACAAACAGAAGUAACGAAAUCCCUUCCACAGAUGUGGCGGACAAAAGCGGUCGGGAACAUCUUUCGGUCUAUGCUGUGGUGGUCAUUGCGUCUGUGGUGGGAUUUUGUCUGCUGGUGAUGCUGUUUCUGCUGAAGUUGGCAAGACACUCCAAGUUUGGCAUGAAAGAUUUCUCAUGGUUUGGAUUUGGGAAAGUAAAAUCAAGACAAGGUGUUGGCCCAGCUUCAGUUAUCAGCAAUGAUGAUGACUCUGCCAGCCCACUCCACCACAUCUCCAAUGGGAGUAACACCCCAUCAUCUUCAGAGGGCGGCCCCGAUGCCGUCAUUAUUGGAAUGACCAAGAUUCCUGUCAUUGAAAAUCCCCAGUACUUUGGCAUCACCAACAGUCAGCUCAAGCCAGACACAUUUGUUCAACACAUCAAGCGACAUAACAUUGUUCUGAAAAGGGAGCUAGGCGAAGGAGCCUUUGGAAAAGUUUUCCUAGCUGAAUGCUAUAACCUCUGUCCUGAGCAGGACAAGAUCUUGGUGGCAGUGAAGACACUGAAGGACGCCAGUGACAACGCCCGCAAGGACUUCCACCGUGAGGCAGAGCUGCUGACCAACCUCCAGCACGAGCACAUUGUCAAGUUCUACGGUGUCUGUGUGGAGGGAGACCCGCUCAUCAUGGUCUUUGAGUACAUGAAGCACGGGGAUCUCAACAAGUUCCUCAGGGCCCACGGGCCUGACGCUGUGCUGAUGGCCGAAGGCAACCCGCCGACAGAGCUGACGCAGUCCCAGAUGCUGCACAUCGCCCAGCAGAUAGCGGCGGGCAUGGUCUACCUGGCGUCCCAACACUUUGUGCACCGAGAUCUGGCCACCCGGAACUGCCUGGUCGGUGAGAACCUCCUGGUGAAAAUCGGGGACUUCGGGAUGUCCCGGGACGUGUACAGCACUGACUACUACAGGGUCGGUGGCCACACGAUGUUACCCAUUCGCUGGAUGCCUCCAGAGAGCAUCAUGUACAGGAAGUUCACCACAGAAAGUGAUGUCUGGAGCCUGGGAGUCGUGUUGUGGGAGAUCUUCACAUACGGCAAACAGCCCUGGUACCAGCUGUCGAACAACGAGGUGAUAGAAUGCAUCACUCAGGGCCGAGUCUUGCAGCGACCUAGAACAUGCCCCCAGGAGGUGUAUGAGUUGAUGCUGGGGUGCUGGCAGCGAGAGCCCCACAUGAGGAAGAACAUCAAGGGCAUCCACACCCUCCUUCAGAACUUGGCCAAGGCAUCUCCGGUCUACCUGGAUAUUCUGGGCUAGGGCCCUUUCCCCCAGACCGAUCCUUCCCAAAGCACCUCCUCAGAUGGGCCGAGAGGAUGAACGUCUUUUAACUGCCGCUGGAUGCCAUCAAUCUGCUGUUGUGCACUCCGACAGUAUUAACAACAAAGACACCGAGAGGCUUUCAGAGGGAAGCCAUGUGCACUUCUCCAUCCGCAGACACAGUAUGGACUUCUUUUUGGCAUUAUCUCUUUCUCUCUUUCCAUCUCCCUUGGUUUCUUCCCUAGUUUUUCUUUUCUUUUUUCCUUUUUCUUUUGUCUCUCCCUUUUUUGUUUUUUGGGUUUGUUUUUUUUUUUUUUUUUUUUUUUUUUUUUUGUCUUCCUUGCUUUACAGUCCUUACUCUUUGUUUUGAAUCAAUCUGGCUUCUGCAUUACUAUUAACUCUGCAUAGACAAAGGCCUUAACAAACCUAAUUUGUUAUAUCAGCUGACACUCCAGUUUGCCCACCACAACUAACAAUGCCUUGUUGUAUUCCUGCCUUUGAUGUGGAUGAAAAAAAGGGAAAACAAAUAUUUGACUUAAACUUUGUCACUUCUGCUGUACAGACAUCGAGAGUUUCUAUGGAUUCACUUCUAUUUAUUUAUUAUUAUUACUGUUCUUAUUGUUUUUGGAUGGCUUAAGCCUGUGUAUGAAACAGGAAAACUUGUGUUUAAUCUGGGAAGCCUUUAUCUAUGGGAGAUUAAAACCAGAGAGAAAGAAGAUUUAUUAUAAACCACAGUAUGGGAGGAACAAAGACAACCAUUUGGAUCAGCUGGCGUCAGUCCCUACUUAGGAAAAACCCAGCCACUGUUAGCUGGGAGGAAUGUAUUCGGCACCUUCCCCUGAGGAGCUUUCUGAGGAGUAAAAAGACUGUUGAACUCUGUGCCAUGGACUAUUCUUUUCCCAUCACCGGAAACACUAGGGUGUAGUUGAGAGAAAAGAUGGCUUCCAUGGGACGCAAGAUGGCGCAUCACACGCUCCGACAGUCUUGUCUUUGCAGGUCACGGUGAUAGCACUGGUUUGUUUUUCCAAGUGUUGUCCACUGAACCUUUGUCAAGUUUAGCUGAAAAUGGGUGCAUUCUUGUCCAGAGAUCAUUUCAGGGUCAGGUGGGAAAGCCAAAGACUUGGAAAAGAUAGGACAAGCUAUAAGUUCGGAGGCAUUAUAUUGAACUUUUCAGAUAGCACUUCCUCCGACUCCUACCCUCCACCCCACCCGUCCUUUCAACUGUGCAAGCAAAAUUGUGCAUGGUCUUCGUCGAUUAAUACCUUGUGUGCAGAAACUACCGCUCCAGACGUCGUGCCCCUGAUAUGUAGAGCAGAUCCAUAAAAGGUAUAACUUGUAUACUUAGGGGAAGCUAAUGGAGUUCAUUAGCUAAGUAUAAAUGUCUCUGGGUUGUAUGGUGGUGAUGGGUUUUAACGAAUACGGACCCCGAAGCCACGUCGAACCAACUGUGGGACUGUGGGAAGGGAACACUCAGUUCCUAAGGGAAAAGAAACCUCACCCUGGGGGCAUCACAUGCAUUGAUGUUCAGUGUGCACAGGCCAAGACCUUGCUCUGGGUUCUGGUUGGGAGAGUGGUUUCAUUCCAAGAGUACUCCAUUGUCAGUAUGCUGUUUGGGUUUUUUUUUGUUUUGUUUUGUUUUUUUUCAUUCCAUUAAAAGAAGUAAAAAUUCAGGCACAGCAUGCCAUUGGGAAGCUGUGCCCAGACCGAGCUUUGGAGGUGUGCUUUUGGGUAUAGUCAUAGUGUUUGCAAAAAAAGGUGGUAAAUUUAAAUAGAAAUUUACAGUUGUUUGGAUGAUCAGUUUUACCAAGGAAGAAAACUAUUUCUGUUCCUCAAGAAAACCUGCUACCCUCUGUGAGGGGAAUUUUUGCUAACUUGACAUCUUUAUAACACAAGCCAGAUUGAAAGUGAGUGAAUCUAAUUCAUCUUAGGACAUUUUAUUUCAUAUUUGUUUCUGAAGGUGCAGUUGCUCUGUUUAGAUUUUGCUUGCGCCCUUAAAUCCUGGAGCACCUUGUUUUCCACGAUAGGCUUCGAAAGCCAGUUUUCAAAAAAUCAAAAGUGUCGAUUAACAGAGAACAAAGAGAAUUGCAGUAGCAUCUCCGGUCAAGUGAAGGGGGUUGGACGAGAUGAACCCUACAGUCCCUUCAAGUUCUGCGCUGGCCUAUGAGACACGGGAGUUGAGUUGAUUGUUCUCUUUGUCGGUGAAAAAAAAAUACCCUCCAGAAUACACAUAAUAAUAUAACGAAAGCCAUAUCUCCAUGAUAUAUACCUGCACGUAUAUAUCCUAUUAAGGACCCAUGGUACUGUUAAAACACUGUGGCACUCUGGGAAGCAGUAAAGAAGGGGCAGAUUUGUACAAAACCUCUCUAGAUUCCAUCAGUGAUGACCUGAAAACCUGCACACGCUUGUCAUUCUGCGUGACUGGCCAGCUGCGUGGGGCAGGGAGGGGCACGGGGUGGGGUGGGGGAGAAGCUGCAAGUUAUUUGUUUUAUUUUAACAGAGAGCAAAGGAGACAAAUAGGCUAAGGGGUCAAAUUCAAGAAGGGCUGUGCAGUUUUAAAGCAAGGAUUUGUUCAAGGCAAAUGAGAAGAUGGCAGCAUUCUAUUCCAUUCCGAAGUUGUGUUUUCCUCCGAAAGUAAAAAGCAAAAAAAAAAAAAAAAAAAAAUUCUUACCUUCUGACAAGUCCCUCAAGGUCUUGAAAUGAAAGGUUCUAUGCAAGUGCAAAGUUUUAUAGUUAUUUAUAUUGCUGAUCAUUAUUCUUAUUUUUUUCUCUGUUGUCUCAAGAGUAUGUACUGAUUUCAGAGACAUCUCUCAUUGAAAGAAUACCAGAUCGAAUGAACCACCAAAUAGCUUAACUCAUUCAUCACCGUUUUUCCACCAUCCCCUCUUCUCAUGCUCUUUUAAUUUUGAGAAAAGGAACAUCCUCGUCCUGUGUAAUGAUCACAGAAUAUGGCCUGCUAUCAAAUUUGUGAAAAAUCCCAACAGUAGUAGGGGCAAACCUAAUUCUCUAGCCCAAACUCAGUCUGACAAUCGUUUCCAUUUGCAAAUUGUUCAAUAGUUUUCCAGACACUUUUCACAUCUGGUAGCCAAUUAUCCCCAUUCUUUAUGAGCGCGGGAAUUGGGACUCGGAGAAGUUAAGUGGCGUACUAGAAACCUCCAGGUUAGCUUCUGGCACCACUGGGACGUAAUCUGAGUGUUCUAACUCUGAAGUCCGUGGUUCUGUCCACUGGAGACUCCAGGAUACAAACAAUCCAAGAAAGCAAGUGCACCGAUCAAUUCGUGAAGCAGGACAUGAAGUUGGAAAAGCAAAAUGGAAAACGUGAGAUGACAAGCAGCUGAAAUAUCGUGAUAUAUAAUCAUGCUUAUAGCUUCGGCUACAUCCUCGUACACUGAACCAACAUUGUAAUCAGGCUUAUUUAGAAAACACUUUGAACUAUGCUAGAAAAGAUUAUAUCAGAAUUCAUAUUAUACAUAUGCGUCCCCAUCAGCGCUACCUGUGGUAUUUUCAUGUAUUUAUAUGUGUAUUAUAAAUACUUGAUUUAUACAUAUACAAACACACAUACAUAGUGUGUUUGUGUGCUUAUGUAUAAAUGUAUAGGCACACAGUAAUAGAGAUAAUUAUGGGUAGGGUGCAGUAUGAAUAAUUUGCUUAAAGUCUGCUAAAUAACCAAAACUUUGUAAUGUCCUAUUGCGGUUAAUGCUUCCAUUCUCCAUGUGGGUAGGACUCCAUCGCACUUUUCAACUCUGCAGUACUGCAUGGGUGGAAGACAUAUUUAAGCUAAUGUGCUUCCCCAAACAACUAAAUCAAAGCCAUCCCACUACACUGAGUCCUUUCUCUGGCUCCUUGCAAAGGAAAACGCAGACUGAAAUAGAUCUCCUUAUGUAAAGAUCCGGGAAAGGAAACUGAUUUUUUUUUCAUCCUUUUGUACAUUUGUAUAAUGCUCACCUUGUCCCACUGUGACCCCUGUACACUCGUGUUCAGAGUACAAGCAUUCCAAAAGAGAGCCGGAAUGUUGGGAGCCCGGUGUCUCAAAGGCCAGUGGUGAGAAGUCUAAGACCCUGUAGCAAGACGAGUGACUCUUAGGAAUUCCCAUAUCUGAGUGGGAAUGGAAGCAACAACCUUAUAAAAUGCUGUCCUUUGCAAAGAGCCACGACAAAGGGAUCCCCUGGUCAGGAACAGACUUUUCUUUUGAACCUUUCUUUUUUUGCAAAUUACAUCUUCUAUAAUGCCAAUAGUAUUAAAUUGUAUGUCUGAUUAAAUAAAUGACUCCAUACACACACACCCUCAA
Messenger RNA from Neofelis nebulosa (Clouded leopard), 7801 nucleotides. RefSeq names its product neurotrophic receptor tyrosine kinase 2 (gene NTRK2). Lineage: Eukaryota; Metazoa; Chordata; Mammalia; Carnivora; Felidae. The transcript has 21 exons. Gene Ontology annotation, molecular function: brain-derived neurotrophic factor receptor activity; ATP binding; brain-derived neurotrophic factor binding. The record is from RefSeq and is a predicted model, not a curated record. The coding region runs from base 1000 to 3516 and encodes 838 amino acids. Gene Ontology annotation, cellular component: signaling receptor complex; plasma membrane; axon. Gene Ontology annotation, biological process: multicellular organism development; trans-synaptic signaling by neuropeptide, modulating synaptic transmission; positive regulation of kinase activity.